This is a messenger RNA of Diutina rugosa, 861 nucleotides long. Its product is annotated as SDR family oxidoreductase. Gene Ontology annotation, biological process: fatty acid catabolic process. The record is from RefSeq and is a predicted model, not a curated record. The coding region runs from base 1 to 861 and encodes 286 amino acids. Lineage: Eukaryota; Fungi; Ascomycota; Pichiomycetes; Serinales; Debaryomycetaceae. The transcript has a single exon. Gene Ontology annotation, molecular function: 2,4-dienoyl-CoA reductase (NADPH) activity.
AUGGUAUUGGAGGACAACUGGCUCCAUAGCUCGGUCUGGAAACAGGGGAUUUUUGCAGGGAAAGUGGUCUUCGUAACGGGUGGGGCAGGCACCAUAUGUAAGGACCAAACUGAAGCUAUGAUUCGCCUAGGAGCUGAUGCCGCAAUUGUCGGUAGAAAUCAACAAAAGACGGAUGUGGCUGCUGAAGAACUCAGAAAAGUUAGAAAUGGAGCAAAAGUGGUAUCUUGUCCUAAUGUUGAUGUUAGAGAUGUGCACCUGAUUGCAGAGGCAGUUCGGAAAACCGUGGGGGAAUUAGGACGCAUUGACUUUGUUAUCGCUGGAGCAGCAGGAAACUUUUUGGCUGAUUUCAAUCAUUUGUCUUCAAAUGCGUUCAAGCUGGUUGUUGAUAUAGACUUAUUAGGGUCCUUCAACACGGUGAAGGCAUGUUUCGAUCAAUUAAGAUCAAAUAGAGGUGCAGUUUUGUUUGUGUCGGCUACUCUCCACUAUUACGGUGUUCCCUUCCAAAUUCAUGUGGGAGCAGCGAAAGCCGGUGUUGAUGCAUUGUCGAAUGCGUUAGCGGUUGAAUUAGGUCCCUUAGGUAUCAGGGUCAACGCCCUCGCUCCAGGACCAAUCGCCAAUACUGAAGGAAUUCGGCGGUUGGCUGGAAAGAACAAAACUUUGGGUUCACUGAUUCCAAUCGGCAGAUUGGGCACCACUACAGACAUUGCAAACUCCACUGUCUACUUGUUCUCCUCAGCUGCUGCGUACGUCACUGGUACCGUUCAAGUUGUUGAUGGUGGAAACUGGCAUAUGGGCUAUCGUAAAGGUGAAUACCCAGUGAAGAUUCUCGAAAUGAACCAAGAAAAGGUUACGAAAUUGUAG